Messenger RNA from Cynocephalus volans (Philippine flying lemur), 3141 nucleotides. RefSeq names its product outer dynein arm docking complex subunit 2 (gene ODAD2). NCBI's taxonomy places the organism in Eukaryota, Metazoa, Chordata, Mammalia, Dermoptera, Cynocephalidae. Gene Ontology annotation, molecular function: protein binding. The transcript is spliced from 19 exons. The record is from RefSeq and is a predicted model, not a curated record. The coding region runs from base 1 to 3141 and encodes 1046 amino acids.
AUGGGCGUGGCGCUGACCAGAUCAGCACAGUGGACUGCUGCUGGAUAUGGGACUGGAAAGCUGGAAAUCACCCCUCUAAAUGAAGCGAUAUUGAAAGAAAUUAUUGUGUUUGUGGAGAGUUUUGUCUAUAAACAUCCCCAAGAGGCAAAAUUUGUUUUUGUUGAACCACUUGAAUGGAAAACAAAUUUGGAGCCUUCAGCAUUCGAACCUGGUUAUGUUGUCAGUGAAACCAUAGUCAAAUCAGAAGAAGUUGAUAAAAAUGGACAGCCUUUGCUCUUUCUCUCUGUGCCACAAAUUAAAAUUCGGAGCUUUGGGCAGCUAUCACACUUCUUGAAUAUUGCCAAAGAUGCGAAGCUGAAGGAAACACAAGCUUGUAUUGAAGCAAACAGAGACCCUGUAGUAAAAAUCCUGGGCUCGGAUUAUGGUACAGUCAAAGAAGACUCAACUGUAUUAACUAUUCUUGAUAAAAUUACUAAAGAUGAAGAUCCUGACAGAGAGAUUAAGGUGAAGAUUGCUGUGCUGCUUAAGCAACUGGAUCUGCACCUACUCAAUCAUUCUCUAAAACAUAUUUCAUUAGAAAUAAACUUAAAUCCAGUGGCUUUUAAGAAGGAUAUAGAGAUGCUCAAACGUUUCUCAGGAAAAGGAGAACAAACAGUCUUGGAAUCUAUCGAAUAUACCUCAGAUUAUGAAUUUUCAAAUGGAUGCCGGGCCCCACCUUGGAGACAAAUUCAUGGGGAAAUUUGUUAUGUGAUGGUGAAACCACAUGAUGCUGAAACUUUGUGCAUUACUUGUAGCGCAGAAGGAGUAUUUCUAAAUGGUGGCAAAGCAGAUGAUGAGAGAGACAUUAGUUAUGAGAGACAAAGUGAAGUUUAUAAAGACCUUGUCACAUUUUUAAAAGAAAAAUCAGCAAAAUUUUCAGAAAAUAUGUCUAAACAAGAGAUUAGCUUCAGUGAAGGCAAAAAAAUGGAAAAAUAUCAGCUUGAGGAGGCACCCAAGAGGGAACAAGCUCCCACCUUCCAUAAAUCUAUUUCUGGUUCAGGCAAGAAUCCACUGGUGAAGAACCAAAUUAAUUUUGGAAAGAAUCAAAUGACCAACAGAUUAAAGCCGAGCUUAAACUGGAGGGCCACUGUUGAUUUCAAACACCGCAAAAGCUUAUUAAAAGAUAGCCAAGAGGAAAAACACGGAGUAAAACUUGAGAAGUCAAGACCAUCUGUUUCAACUGGAAGAGGACAGUUACUUCGUAAGUAUGCUGAUAGGAUUGAGGAAAUUGUUAGUGAGAGCUGCUCCUCAGAGAGUGAGGAAUGUGAAGAAUCGCCUGACCUUCGUCAGGAAGCAAAUGCAGAUUUGCCAUCGGAAUAUUGGCAAAUUCAGAAGCUGGUGAAAUAUUUAAAGGGAGGAAAUCAGACAGCCACGGUGAUCGCAUUGUGUUCCAUAAGGGAUUUCAACUUAGCUCAGGAGACCUGUCAGUUGGCAAUCAGAGAUGUUGGAGGCCUUGAAGUGUUAAUAAAUUUACUUGACACAGAUGAAGUCAAAUGUAAGAUUGGUUCAUUAAAAAUCCUGAAGGAAAUCAGUCAUAAUCCUCAAAUCAGACGUAAUAUUGUUGACCUUGGGGGUUUACCAAUUAUGGUUAAUAUACUUGAUUCUCCAUACAAGAGUCUGAAAUGUUUGGCAGCCGAGACCAUUGCGAAUGUUGCCAAGUUUAGAAGAGCCCGGCGGGCAGUGAGACAGCAUGGGGGCAUCACCAAACUGGUUGCUCUUCUGGACUGUGCGCAGAAUUCAACAAAACCUGCUCAAUCGAGUCUGUAUGAGACCAGAGACGUGGAGGUGGCUCGCUGUGGGGCACUGGCCCUCUGGAGCUGCAGCAAGAGUAACGCCAAUAAAGAGGCCAUUCGCAAAGCUGGGGGCAUUCCUCUGCUGGCUCGGUUACUGAAGACUUCUCAUGAAAACAUGCUAAUUCCGGUGGUGGGGACAUUGCAGGAAUGUGCAUCAGAGGAAAACUACCGAGCUGCAAUCAAAGCAGAAAGGAUAAUUGAAAAUCUGGUAAAGAACCUAAACAGUGAGAAUGAGCAACUCCAGCAGCACUGCGCCAUGGCCAUUUAUCAGUGUGCUGAAGAUGAGGAAACCCGGGACCUGGUUAGGCUACACGGAGGACUUAAGCCCCUGGCCAAUCUGCUCAAUAACACUGACAAUAAAGAACGGUUAGCUGCUGUCACAGGGGCCAUAUGGAAAUGUUCCAUCAGCAAAGAAAAUGUGACCAAGUUUCGGGAAUACAAAGCCAUUGAAACGUUGGUGGGACUUUUAACUGAUCAGCCUGAAGAGGUACUUGUGAAUGUGGUUGGGGCCUUGGGAGAAUGCUGCCAGGAUCACGAAAACCGAGUCCUUGUCCGGAAAUGUGGUGGCAUUCAGCCACUUGUGAACCUCCUUGUUGGAAUAAACCAAGCUCUUCUUGUGAAUGUCACAAAAGCGGUUGGUGCUUGUGCAGUAGAACCCGAAAGUAUGACGAUAAUUGAUCGCUUAGAUGGAGUUCGUUUGUUGUGGUCCCUGCUGAAAAAUCCUCACCCGGACGUGAAGGCUAGUGCAGCGUGGGCCCUGUGCCCAUGCAUCGAAAAUGCUAAGGAUGCUGGAGAAAUGGUUCGUUCUUUUGUCGGUGGUUUGGAACUUGUUGUCAAUUUACUGAAAUCAGAUAACAAAGAAGUUUUGGCGAGUGUGUGUGCUGCUAUUACCAAUAUAGCAAAAGAUCAAGAAAAUUUAGCUGUUAUUACAGAUCAUGGAGUCGUUCCUUUGUUAUCCAAACUGGCAAAUACAAAUAAUGAUAAAUUGAGGCGUCAUCUGGCUGAAGCUAUUUCACGGUGCUGUAUGUGGGGCAGAAACAGAGUGGCCUUCGGUGAGCACAAAGCAGUGGCUCCAUUAGUGCAUUACCUGAGAUCGACUGACACCAACGUGCAUCGAGCGACAGCUCAGGCCUUGUACCAUCUCUCAGAAGAUGUUGAUAACUGCAUCACCAUACACGAGAAUGGCGCGGUGAAGCUUCUACUGGAUAUGAUCGGGUCCUCUGAUGAGGACCUCCAGGAAGCUGCAGCUGGCUGCAUAUCCAACAUCCGCAGGCUGGCUCUUGCUGCAGAAAAGGCAAGAUACACUUGA